Messenger RNA from Choloepus didactylus (southern two-toed sloth), 1786 nucleotides. RefSeq names its product Rho guanine nucleotide exchange factor 39 (gene ARHGEF39). Gene Ontology annotation, molecular function: guanyl-nucleotide exchange factor activity. Gene Ontology annotation, biological process: positive regulation of cell migration. Gene Ontology annotation, cellular component: plasma membrane. The record is from RefSeq and is a predicted model, not a curated record. Lineage: Eukaryota; Metazoa; Chordata; Mammalia; Pilosa; Megalonychidae. The transcript is spliced from 10 exons. The coding region runs from base 389 to 1396 and encodes 335 amino acids.
GGAACAGAGAGUCCCCUUCAGAGCUAGUCUGAAGCGACCCUCCUGCUCUCUAAGUUCUACAGAUGGAGCUCAGAGUUCGUGCCAGUGCCUGCACUCCCCAGACUCCUGACUCGUGACUCCAACUUGAUGCCCCUCACUGACGGAUGCACCCUCCACCUGGAGUCGCACGUGCAGCGUCCGCCUGUCUUUGGAGCCGGGCAGAGGCCAAAAGCACCGGACGCCGUCCGCCAGGGGCCCGGGAAUGCUCAGUCCUGCGCGCAGCCUCCCGGCGCCAGGGGGCGCGCACCCGGGUCCCUCCUUGCCCCGCCUCCGCGGCGCCGCCCCCGUAGCGGUUGGGAUUUGAAAGUCCGGCGGGCUGCGGCGGAAGUGGUGGCCCCUUAGCCAGGCCAUGGGGACCCCGGCCUCCAGCGCGCGGUGCCCCGUGCAAGAGCAGCGUGCCCGGUGGGAGCGGAAGCGCGCCUGCACUGCCCGGGAGCUGCUGGAGACCGAGCGGCGAUACCAGGAACAACUGGGGCUGGUGGCCACGUACUUCUUGGGGAUCCUGAAAGCCAAGGGGACCCUGCGUCCACCAGAGCGCCAGGCUCUGUUUGGCCCCUGGGAGCGCAUCUACGACGCCAGUCAGGAGCUGCUUCCCUACUUGGAAGAAGGACACUGGGGACAAGGGCUGGAGAGCUUCUGCUCCCACCUGGAGCUCUACACCCAAUUUGCUGCCAAUGCAGAGACGUCCCGGACCACCCUGCAGAGGCAGCUAAAGAAAAACAAACGUUUCCAGAGGUUCCUGCGGCUUCAGGAAGGACGGCCUGAGUUUGGGGGCCUUCAGCUCCAGGACCUGCUCCCCCUCCCUUUGCAGCGGCUCCAGCAGUAUGAGAAUCUUGUCGUUGCUCUGGCUGAAAACACAGGCCCCAACAGCCCUGACCACCAACAGCUUACACGAGCUGCCCAGCUAGUAAGUGAGACUGCCCAGCGCGUCCACGCUAUUGGUCAGGAACAGAAGAAUAACCAGCAUCUCCGGCGUGUCCAGGCUCUGCUCAGUGGACGCCAGGCAAAGGGGCUUACCUCAGGGCGCUGGUUCCUCCGCCAGGGUUGGCUGCUGGUGGUGCCUCCUCGUGGGGAACCUCGGCCCCGCAUGUUCUUCCUCUUCUCCGAUGUGCUCCUGAUGGCCAAGCCCCGAUCCCCACUGCACCUGCUGCAGAGUGGCACUUUUGCCUGCCAGGCCCUCUACCCCUUGGCCCAGGGUCAACUCUGCAGGGUCUUUGGCCAUUCAGGAGGCCCUUGUGGUGGACUGCUCAGCCUGUCCUUCCCCCACGAGAAGCUACUGCUUAUGUCCACAGACCAAGAGGAGCUGUCACGCUGGUACCACAGCCUGACUUUGGCCAUCAGCAGUCAGAAGGACUAGAGGAAUUCUACAAAUCCCAGAACCCAGGAUACCUCAGGCUCAGGGUCAGAGCCAUGAAUACAAAGGAAUCUUCUUCAGUACUAAACUAAUCACAGAACCCUUCAUGGAUUGAGAAGGGGCAUUUUGUGCUUGGUUGGAAUCAAGGCCAGCUAGUCAUUUAAGCAGCACUUCAUCAGGAGACCAAAAUCCCACUCAACUGAACUUCGGUUGAACCAGCUCCUCCAGCACAGAUGAGGAGAUUUGAGACUGAUAAGCUUGCUGCUGUGUCUAUGUCCACUUGCGUAUCAGGAUUGCUGCUUUUUACUUGUGGCUAUUUUUAUGUUGUAUAUAGUUUCUGGAAUUUUUUUCCCACUGGAUUUUAGUAAAGUUUUUUUGUUUUUGUUUUUGAAA